This is a messenger RNA of Eurytemora carolleeae, 606 nucleotides long. It is a transcript of the gene lmgA, whose product is annotated as anaphase-promoting complex subunit 11-like. NCBI's taxonomy places the organism in Eukaryota, Metazoa, Arthropoda, Copepoda, Calanoida, Temoridae. The transcript has 5 exons. The record is from RefSeq and is a predicted model, not a curated record. Gene Ontology annotation, molecular function: ubiquitin protein ligase activity; zinc ion binding; cullin family protein binding. Bases 125 to 520 code for a protein of 131 amino acids. Gene Ontology annotation, cellular component: nucleus; anaphase-promoting complex. Gene Ontology annotation, biological process: anaphase-promoting complex-dependent catabolic process; positive regulation of mitotic metaphase/anaphase transition; protein ubiquitination.
UUACGUACUCAAAUUUUUAUUUUCAGAAACCUUUCACAAGAUGACCUAAGUUUAAAAGGGUUUUGAGGGGGAAUUGUAUAGAAACUUAAUUCCGAAUACAACAUUAGUUUUUGGAUUGGAUCAGAUGGGUGAUGAGAAAGUUGUACUAGGAGGAGGUGGACUGGAGGCUCGGGCAGGAGGAAGUCUGGUGGAUCAAGAUAAAGUUGGGUCAAUGCAGUUCGGAAACCAGGAGGAGAAUAAACCUAAUCAGAAAUCAAGACUGAAGGUUACAAUUAAAAGCUGGAACGGAGUAGCUGUUUGGAAAUGGUUGGCAAACGAUGACACCUGUGGGAUAUGCAGAUUCCCUUUCCACGGCUGUUGUCCUGAUUGUAAAUAUGCAGGUGAUGAUUGUCCUCUAGUAUGGGGAGAAUGUACUCACUGCUUCCAUAUCCACUGUAUUCUCAAAUGGUUGGAUACUCAACCCAACCAGCACUUAUGCCCCAUGUGUAGAGGAGAAUGGAAGUUUCAAGAAUCAUCAUGAGGCUGUUUGCUUUAGCAAUGUGUUUAACGUUUGUGAUUAGUGAACCAGACUUUGAAAAAGAAAUUAAUGGCAUCUGUGCUAAUGGA